AUGCAUCAGAGAUACUUUUGGACUGACCAGGGCCAAGUGGCAUUCGGCGGGCACUUCAUGGCGGAAGGGGAAGGGUACUUCGCCAUGGCCGAGGACGAGCUGGCCGGCGGCGCCUACAUCCCCCUGGGCUGCGACUUCAGCGGCGGCGGCGGCGGCGGCGGCGGCAGCGACUUGGUCGUCGCGGGCGGCUGCGGUUUCGACGGCGGCGAGGACGAGCCGUGCGCGGACUACUGCGAGGGCCCCACGGCGCACUGCAACGUGCUCACCUGGGAGCAAGUGCAGCGGCUGGACGGCAUCCUGAGCGAGACCAUCCCGAUCCACGGGCGCGGCAACUUCCCCACGCUCGAGCUGCAGCCGAGCCUGAUCGUGAAGGUGGUGCGGCGGCGCCUGGCCGAGAAGGGCAUCUGCGUCCGCGACGUGCGCCUCAACGGCUCGGCCGCCAGCCACGUCCUGCACCAGGACAGCGGCCUGGGCUACAAGGACCUGGACCUCAUCUUCUGCGCCGACCUGCGCGGGGAGGAGGAGUUUCAGACUGUCAAGGACGUCGUGCUGGACUGCCUGUUGGACUUCUUACCCGAAGGGGUGAACAAAGAGAAGAUCACACCGCUCACGCUCAAGGAAGCUUAUGUGCAGAAAAUGGUUAAAGUGUGCAAUGACUCUGACCGAUGGAGUCUUAUAUCCCUAUCAAACAACAGUGGCAAAAACAUGGAACUGAAAUUCGUGGAUUCCCUCCGGAGGCAGUUUGAAUUUAGUGUAGAUUCUUUUCAAAUCAAAUUAGACUCUCUUCUCCUCUUUUACGAAUGUUCAGAGAACCCAAUGACUGAAACAUUUCACCCCACAAUAAUUGGUGAGAGCGUCUAUGGCGAUUUCCACGAAGCCUUUGAUCACCUUUGUAAUAAGAUCAUUGCCACCAGGAACCCAGAGGAAAUCAGAGGGGGAGGCCUUCUGAAGUACUGCAACCUUUUAGUAAGGGGCUUUAGGCCCGCCUCUGAUGAGAUCAAGACCCUUCAGAGGUAUAUGUGUUCCAGGUUUUUCAUCGACUUCUCAGACAUUGGAGAGCAGCAAAGAAAACUGGAGUCCUAUUUACAGAACCACUUCGUGGGAUUGGAAGACCGCAAGUAUGACUAUCUCAUGACCCUUCAUGGAGUGGUGAAUGAGAGUACAGUGUGCCUGAUGGGACAUGAAAGAAGACAGACUUUAAACCUUAUCACAAUGCUGGCUAUCCGGGUGCUAGCUGACCAAAAUGUCAUCCCUAACGUGGCUAAUGUCACUUGCUAUUACCAGCCGGCCCCCUAUGUAGCAGAUGCCAACUUUAGCAAUUACUACAUUGCACAAGUCCAGCCAGUGUUCACAUGCCAGCAACAGACAUACUCUACUUGGCUACCCUGCAAUUAA
Pipistrellus nathusii (Nathusius's pipistrelle) is the source of this 1395-nucleotide messenger RNA. The record is from the annotation of a GenBank genome assembly. Lineage: Eukaryota; Metazoa; Chordata; Mammalia; Chiroptera; Vespertilionidae.